Pelodiscus sinensis (Chinese soft-shelled turtle) is the source of this 2603-nucleotide messenger RNA. Its product is annotated as ecto-ADP-ribosyltransferase 5-like. The record is from RefSeq and is a predicted model, not a curated record. NCBI's taxonomy places the organism in Eukaryota, Metazoa, Chordata, Testudines, Trionychidae. Gene Ontology annotation, molecular function: NAD+ poly-ADP-ribosyltransferase activity; NAD+-protein-arginine ADP-ribosyltransferase activity.
ACCUCUGACACCAGGCAUCACACAGCUUGGUCCAGGCUGUCUCGGAACCCUUGCGCCAGCUGACUCCGCCAGCCAGAGCAGUGUUCUGCACCCUCUCCCCAGCUAUCUACAGAGAUUCCAAAGGAUACUAAGUCAUCUCUGCCAGCAUCCCAAAGCCUGCACAGAGUCUGCCUCUUUCUAGGCCCUUCGCGAGAAUCAGACGACAGCCCACUCUCCGGGAGCCUGUAAUCUGGCAGUUGCUCAAGGCGUCCAGCCACUAGAGUUUGCUCUUACUCAUCAACGUUCCCAUGAAUAACACUCCAGCUGGACUUAACACUGCCACGGCCAUCACCCUGUCUUCCCAGCUUAUUGGAAGAAUUUUAUACACGCCUCUGGUAGGAAAGCUGUUUAUUCAUUUGCUGGCGUAAGUGGUUUGUGUUGCAGAGCCAGACAGGAGACGGGCUAAAGCACACAUCUCCUCAAUGCUGAUUUUCACUGGCGCUGGCACUUUGUUAUCAUACCGGGCUCUGUUUUGCAAAUGAUCACAGUUCCUGACUGCCUUCGUCAAUUGCACUCGUGAGCACAGCAUCAGGAUCUACAGGAGAGACAAGACAUUGCAGGUGAAGUACUACAACUUCAGGACACCGCUUGCUUGGCCUUCUGAGCCUCCUGGACAGUCAGGGGAAGUUGGAAUCAUGCUGAGGCCGCUGCUGAUCCCAGUGAUGUGUAUCUGCCUUCCAACCUGGCUGGGAACUGCCCAGGCUCAACAUGUGCACAAUCUGAGCAUGGUGCCUGAUGCUUUUGAUGACCAGUAUAUUGGCUGCGUUGAAGUAAUGGAUGUAAUUGCACCUGAGCUGCUAGAGGUGGAAAUGUCCGACUCAUCACUCUUUAGCAUGGUGUGGAAAACAGCCAUAGAAAAAUGGAAAGAUAUGAAAACAAAGGUUUCUCUCCCCGGAGGCUUUGGGGAUGAGCAUGGACAGGCCAUAAUAGCCUAUUCUGACAAAUACAAAUACAACAAUGAAGUGUUUCAAAGAAUAUUUAAUGAGGCUGUACGAGGGGCUGGGACAUCUCAAGCUGAUUACAUGGCCAAUUUCCAGUUUAAAGCCCUUCAUUAUUAUUUGACAAGAGCCUUGCAGCUCUUACAAGGGAGGUGUGAGGUGACACACCACACGCCGGUGUACCAGCGGGUUUCUGACGCUGUGCAUUGGAGCAAAGACGAUCUCCUCAGGUUUGGCUAUUUUGCCUCUUUGUCUAUGAAGAAAGAAAAAGCUAAGCGCUUCGACACAGCGACUCUGUUCACCGUCCACACGUGCUUUGGUGUUCACAUAAGGAGCUUCUCACACUUUCCAGACCAUGAAGAAGUGUUAAUCCCAGUCCAUGAGAUGUUCAGCGUGUUCCCAGGGACUAAUAGUAGCAGCUACGUCCUCCGGAGCACAAACCGGACCUGCAGCCACUUUAACUGCGCGUACCUGGGCAAAAAGAAGAACCAAACAUGCAUUGACAACUCUGGAGGCGUCGCCUUCCCCAGAGAGAUGAGCCCUUCGCUGUUUGGAGGUUCCGUCAUCCUGACCCAUGUUGCUGCUCUGAAGCUGUUUGCUGGGUUCUAACUUUCCCUGUGUGCGUGGUUCAUUUUUUCCCCCCCUCUAACACAAAUCACGGGGAUGAGACUUGCCAGAGCCAAAGCCGUCCGGCUCUCCUGCCAGCGUUUCAAAGGGAAACCAGGAACAGGGAUGGAGUUUCCCAUCAAAAUGGGAGUUCUGUUCCGGAGGGGAUUUGUCGUACGAUGGUAGAGCAAUAAAUGGGUGCACAUUAGAGAACAGUUUCUUGUAGUUCAGUUCUGCCACCACUAUCGUACCAAUGUUGAUGACAUCAAUAAAAGCUGAUUAGCCGAGUGCCUACAGCUAGGUUUAGUUUCUAUUGGUGGUGCACAUUCGCACGUGCCUCGAUGCACAUCAAAAUAUUCCACACAUGGAUGGAAAAGAUUAGAGGGAACACUGGUAUCUGGAAUCCCAGAAAAUGAUGGGGGUGGCAGUUGUGACGGUGAAGCUCGCGCCUGCCCCUUCUUUCAGUCAGGCGGCGGCGUGGUAGCCAGCCUAUCCCCGGCACGCCUGGUGGUGAGUGGAAUUGGGUCAUCCCAUCAUCACUUGGGCCAUGAACUAAGCCUAAUUUACCACACACUGAGUCAGGUUCAUUCAUUUCCAGUACUUGUUUACUAGGCAUGAUCCUAACAAAGACCUUGAAUUAGAGCAGGAGCAGCCGGGCCAAUAGCCACCGCAAGUCCCGGGGCAAGGCGUGAGGGAAGGGCAGUUCCACACCUCUAGAAGGGGAGGGGCCAAGCGCAGCCAGCCCCUUGUGCCACCCAGACUGCAGCGUCCUCCCCCCGACCCCAACCACUCCAGCCUUCAGAGCUGCAUGGAGCAGCGCUCAGACGCUCCUGUGACAACACAAAGGGAUCCGGAGCUCAGCCACUGCCUAUGCUGCAGAAACAGAGGCAGCCGGGGCCUCUGGGCCCCUUUGAAUCUCUGGGCCCCAGGGACAGAGCUCCCUUUGUCCCUCCCUGUGGACAGGCCUGAGCAGGACACCUUUUUUGUGUGCAUUAAUUCACUGGGCAUGCCUUUUGUACC